AUGAAAUUUCAAAAUAUUCUCAACGCCGGCCUCCUCUCGGUAUUACCGUCGUCGUCUUCGUUCCAAGAACCUCCCUACACAGCCAGCAACCUCCCCUUCACCAUCACGCCGUCAACACCAGAGAAAACGGCCAAAUACACUGCGCCGGUGUUCCCCAUCGCACCCUUCGCUAAGUACUUGCACAACCCGAUUUUGAGGCCCAACCCGGCGGCGAACUGGGAGUCAGCGUACCUGUACAACCCGACGGCGAUUGUGCUCAACGAGACCGUGUUCCUGCUGUACCGGGCGCAGAACGCGUCCAAGACGUCGUCGAUCGGGCUGGCCUGGUCGAGCGACGGCGUCAGCUUCACCCGCCUCGACCGCCCCGUCGUCUACGCGACCGAGCCGUGGGAACACCUCGGCGGGACCGAGGAUCCGCGCAUCGUCCGCGUGAACGGCACCUUCUACCUGACUUACACGGCGUACGAUGGCGUGACGGCACGGCUCUGUCUCGCCACGUCCACGGACCUGUUGCACUGGCAAAAGUACCCGCCCCUGUUCCCCUCGUACCGGGACGUGGCGUACUCGGAUAUCGACGUACCGUCGCCGCGCAUCGAUUGGUCCAAAUCCGGCGCCAUUGUCAGCGAACCGACCCCAGACGGCCUGUACCACAUGUACUUUGGGGACAGCUUCUUCUACCACGCCACAUCGCGGGACCUCUUGAACUGGACCGCGCUGCCCGCCGACCAACACUUCGCAGGCCCAGUCAACCCGUGGGAAAACGGGCUGAUCGAACCCGGACCACCGCCCGUCAAGACGCGGGAUGGGAAAUGGCUGCUGAUAUACAACGGCAUGACGACAGGGCGUGUGGGGUACCCGCAGAAGCAGUACUCGGUGGGCCAGAUGCUCAUCGACCCCUCGGGCUCGUUUCGGCCGACGCUGAAUGUGAGCGAUGGCGCGUACCAGCCCGCACUGAGGGAUGGGCCCGUCGCAAGGCUCGAAAGGCCGAUCUUGGUGCCCGAGGCUGACAACGAGCAAAAGGGCCAGGUGGACCAGGUGGUAUUUGCCGAGGGGCUGGUGCAAUUCAAGGGCAAGUGGCUCCUUUACUUUGGGCAGGGAGACAGUGAGUUGGGUGUGGCUAUCGCAGAUCAGCAACCGUGA
Molecule: messenger RNA, 1140 nt
Organism: Fonsecaea nubica
Lineage: Eukaryota; Fungi; Ascomycota; Eurotiomycetes; Chaetothyriales; Herpotrichiellaceae
Exons: 2
Coding region: 1-1140 (379 amino acids)
Biological process (GO): DNA replication
Molecular function (GO): DNA binding
Source: RefSeq, a predicted model, not a curated record